AUGGAGAGUUGUUAUUCUCAGCAGAGAGGCUUUCUUAUUUCUGUCUUUCUUUUAAAUGUAUUAAUAUAUUGGGGAGGAUAUUCGAAGGUGAGUGGUUGCUUGGAUUCGGAGAGAAAAGCUCUCACCACCAUCCGGAAGGCUCUGAACGAUCCCUCCAAUCUUCUUUCUUCUUGGGAUGAUGCCUCUGACUGCUGCAAAUGGAGAGGAAUUACCUGCCACAACAAAACUGGGUUUGUUCUUAAACUCGACCUCUACACAUCUUAUAACUACAGUUUUUGGGCUGAUGGAGGCCUAUUAGAUCCAGCAUUCAGUCUAAGUGGAAGAAUUGAUCCAGCUCUGGUUCAAUUGAAGCAUCUUCAGUCCUUGGACUUGAGCUUCAAUGCUUUUAACGGCGCACCAAUUCCAGAUUUCCUGGGUUCAAUGAAGGAGUUGAGGCAUUUGGACUUAUCAUGGGCUGGAUUCAGUGGGAGAAUCCCUCAUCAGCUUGGAAACCUCUCUAAACUCAUUUCCCUGAAGCUUUCUUCAUCUUCAUCUUCUUUGAGUGCCAAAAACCUUUGGUGGUUGACAAACCUACCUUCUCUUAAUUACCUCGACAUGUCUUAUGUGAACCUUUCCAUGGCAAGCCAUGAUUGGGUGCACGUAAUGAACAUGUCUCCUUCCCUCGUUGAGCUACGCUUAAUCGGUUGUGGUCUUUCAUAUAUUUCUCCAACUCUUCCUUCUGUCAAUUUCACAUCUCUCCGUGUCCUUGAUCUCAGUGAUAACAACUUCAACUCUACCAUUCCAAACUGGAUAGCUAAUAUUAGUAGCCUUGUGUCCUUGGAUCUCUUAGGUAACAACUUUCAUGGUGAGGUUCCUUAUCAAUUUUCACAUCUUCCUAACUUAGAAGAGUUGUUGUUGGGAUCAACCGAUGAUAACCUGAGGGUUGAUUGGUCAGAGUUCCUUGAAGGCAGCUGGAGGAAGCUGAAGAUGCUAAUUUAUCUAUCUUUCAGUCAGCAGCAUGGAGGAAUCCCCAACUCUAUUGGGAAUAUUACCUCACUUGAGUUUCUCUCUUUGUCAUUCAGUGAGAAUAUAACAGGUAGCAUUCCAAGAUCCAUAACCAAGCUUAUCAAGUUAGAAAGCCUGUCUUUGUAUGGAUACAAAAUGCAUGCGGCCAUUCCUGAUUGGUUAUAUGAGCUCAAAAAUCUUAAACGCCUUUCUCUAUCCGAUUGCAUGCUGACAGGCCAAAUCCCUGCAGCUCGUCUUGUAGGAUUGUCUUCCUUACAAAGUUUAUCUCUACGCGGGAAUCAGUUGAAUGGGCCAAUCCCUGCAGCUCUUGGAGGAUUGUCUUCCAUAGAAGAAUUAGAUCUCUCAGGGAAUCAGUUGAAUGGGAAUAUCCCUGCAUCUCUUGGAAGAAUUAGAUCUCUCAGGGAAUCAGUUGAAUGGAAAUAUCCCUGCAGCUCUUGGAGGAUUGUCUUCCUUACAAACUUUAUCUCUUGGUGGGAAUCAGUUGAAUGGGACAAUCCCAACAACUUUAGGACAACUUUCUAA
Magnolia sinica is the source of this 1527-nucleotide messenger RNA. Its product is annotated as receptor-like protein EIX1. The transcript has a single exon. NCBI's taxonomy places the organism in Eukaryota, Viridiplantae, Streptophyta, Magnoliopsida, Magnoliales, Magnoliaceae. Bases 1 to 1527 code for a protein of 508 amino acids. The record is from RefSeq and is a predicted model, not a curated record. Gene Ontology annotation, molecular function: protein binding.